Messenger RNA from Octopus bimaculoides (California two-spot octopus), 1067 nucleotides. Its product is annotated as methionine-R-sulfoxide reductase B3, mitochondrial. Gene Ontology annotation, biological process: response to oxidative stress; protein repair. The record is from RefSeq and is a predicted model, not a curated record. Gene Ontology annotation, cellular component: cytoplasm. NCBI's taxonomy places the organism in Eukaryota, Metazoa, Mollusca, Cephalopoda, Octopoda, Octopodidae. Gene Ontology annotation, molecular function: peptide-methionine (R)-S-oxide reductase activity.
GAGAGAGAGAGAGAGAGAGCGAGCGGUUUACGUAAUACGUAUUGUUAUUUGUGGUGAGAAAAAUAGACGCACGGACAAAUUCAUUACCAACAACAAUAACAACAGAAACAAUAUUAAUAACUACCGUCUUAGUUAAAAAAGAUUUAAGAACAGAAAACUUUUGGUGCUAAUGAAAAUUGCUACUCCUUGGCUGCAUGAACUUGUUGCAUACUAUCACUGCUAAGCGGGAAAGUUCGCCUGCUCUCAAGAAACUACAGGCAUCAUGUCAGGACUCUGCGAGUGGUACGUGCCCUGUCACAUAUUCCAAAGAAGAACUGAAGGAAAAACUUUCUUCUGUACAGUAUCGGGUCACUCAGGAGAAGGGCACAGAGAGGGCCUACUCUGGCAAAUUUCUUAGUUGGAAUGAAGAAGGAAUAUUCACAUGUGUUGUGUGUGGGAAUAAACUUUUUGCUUCUGAUACCAAGUUUCACUCAGGGUGUGGUUGGCCGUCCUUUACUGACGUCAUUGAAAAAGGCAAUGUCACCUUCAAAGAUGAUUUCAAUCAUGGUAUGCAACGUCUGGAGGUGAUGUGUUCUGACUGUGGUGCUCAUCUUGGCCAUGUAUUUGAUGAUGGACCUAAAUCUAGAAAACAGACAGGACUCCGAUACUGUGUCAACUCAGCUUCUCUGGGUUUCAAAAAACACACUACAGUUUAGCACCUCUGGGUUUCAUGUCCAUACUAACAUCUCAUCGAAGUUGAAAGUAACACCGUACCGUAUCUUUAAUUAAACUUUGAUUGACAAACAAAAAAAAAUACAAAUAAAAUGAAGAAAAAAAAAUUUAUAUCAUAAAAUGUCAUCGUUAUUUCAAGUAGCAGCAUGAUUUUUUUUUAAAUAAAAAAAAAAAAAUUUUUUUUAAUAUAAAUGCUGGCCUCUUUGUAGACAGACCCUGGCUAUUUACAAAUUAUCAUCCUAGCUGCUUUUAUUCAUCUACUAGCCUCUUUUGAAUUUUAUUUUGUUGCUAUAAAUUAGAGGGUCAUGCUACGUAUUUUCUUAUUUCCCAAAUAAAGUUUAUAUUGAACAACAAUG